Messenger RNA from Lactuca virosa, 2270 nucleotides. Lineage: Eukaryota; Viridiplantae; Streptophyta; Magnoliopsida; Asterales; Asteraceae. The record is from the annotation of a GenBank genome assembly.
AUGAGCAAUUUAGACUAUAAUGUGGAGUCUGAGGAAUGUACAUUUGAAGCAGGCUGCAGGACGCAUGAACCCAGCCCAAUAUACAACAGUGAGCCCAUUGUGGAGGAGCCGGCGGAUCAACAGGUGGCCAUUCCGCCUUCGCUGGAGUCGACGCACGAGCCCGAUACAGCGCCGUCAGCCCAUAAUGCUGCAUCAGUCCAAGAUACCUCGCAAGCCCAUGAUAACGAAACUGACACAGAGUUAAAUAUUGAAAGUUCUGCCAGCCCAGAUAGAACGGCUCGCCCCGACAGAAUCAAAAAUCCACCAGCUCGCUUCAAAGAUUACAACGUCACACUGCCCCCAUCCGUCAAUCACUCACAAAUGCAUGAAGCCGAUCAAAUGCGGCUUGACGCUCACAGGAAAACACGAAAAAGGAUGGCUGUUGUAGCAAUAUCAUCUCUUAUUCUUGUUAUUGUCGUGGUUUCAGCUGUUGUUGGAACUACACAGAGCAAAAACCACAGCCAAAUGGAUGGUGAUUCACAAUCUCCAUCAGCCAUGGUUUCCAUUAAAGCCGUUUGUGACAGUACAUUGUACCCUGAUACCUGUUACAGCUCUCUAGCUCCUCUUGUGAAUUCCACCAAUAUCCAUCCUGAUCAGUUACUCAAACUCUCUUUUCUAGUCGCCAUAGAAGAGCUAUCCAAAGCAUCCACACUUCCGGAGCUCAAGAACUGCAGCGAACUAUUGGAGCUUGCUAUUGAUCAUCUCAACGAUACAUUGUCGACUGAUAUUGAUUUGAAGUCAAUAGGAUCUCUGUUAGAUGAUCUAAUGACGUGGCUAAGUGCUGCUGGAACAUAUCAGCAAACAUGCAUAGACAGUAUUCAAGAAAAUGGUGUAGGCUACCUUAAAAAAUCCACGGAGUUAACCAGCAACAGCCUUGCGAUCACCAAGGGGUUUUCAAACGCCGCAAGUUCGUUCAACCAAAGAAGAAGAUUGAUGAGCAUUGCAGAAGGAAGCGAUGAAAUGCCAGAAUGGUUGUCUGUAAAAGACAGAAAACUCCUACAGAAGACAAAUUUACCGGCUGGCAUGAAGGCCGAUGUGGUGGUGGCUCAAGACGGCACCGGAAAGUAUAAGAAAAUUUCUGACGCUCUCAUGGCAGUUCCUGAUAAGAGCAAGAAAAGAUUCGUGAUAUACGUGAAGAAGGGCGUUUACUUUGAGAAUGUUAGGAUCGAAAAACCUAAAUGGAAUGUCAUGAUGAUCGGUGAUGGUAAGGAUUCUACGAUUGUGUCAGGAAGAUUAAACGUUGUGGAUGGCACUCCAACAUUUCAGUCGGCAACUUUUGCUGUGUUUGGUAAGGGGUUUAUAGCUCGCGAUAUGGGGUUCCGUAACACUGCUGGAGCAGCCAAGCACCAGGCAGUAGCACUUAUGUCAACCGCAGACCUGUCAGUAUUCUACCGAUGUCGCAUUGACGCAUUCCAGGAUUCUCUAUAUGCACAUUCCAACCGACAAUUUUAUAAAGAAUGCAACAUCUAUGGAACUGUAGACUUCAUCUUUGGCAACUCGGCUGUUGUUCUUCAAAACUGUAACAUAUUGCCCAGGAGACCGAUGACUGGCCAGCAAAACACGAUUACAGCUCAAGGCAAGUUUGAUCCUAAUCAAAACACUGGUAUUUCCAUUCACAAGUGCACCAUUUGGCCAUAUGGGAACUUAAGCGAUAUUAACACAUAUCUCGGUCGUCCAUGGAAGAACCAUUCAACUACAGCUUAUCUUAACAACAUGAUGGGAAGCUUCAUUCAUCCAAAGGGAUGGUUGCCAUGGGUUGGAACAACAGCUCCCGACACAAUAUUCUAUGCAGAGUUUGCUAAUUAUGGUGCAGGUGCAGCGAUAAAGAAUAGAGUCACCUGGAAAGGACUGAAAUUUAUAACCAGCAAGCAAGCGAGUAAGUUCACUGUCAAACGUUUUAUCGACGGGGACAAAUGGAUUAAAGCUACCGGCGUUCCUUACAAAUCUGGUCUCUGAUUUCUUGAACCUUCUUUUUCCCCAUUCUGAAUUAUAUAUCUUUGUUUCAUCUAUUAUUUACAUUCAUUUUGUAACUGAACUCAAAUAUAGGGGUGACAAUUUAUGACACGACACGACAAAAAUACACGACACGAAACGAAAUUGGACGAAACUGAAAUUUGAAUUUGUGUUCGUGUCGUGUUCGUGUUAACUGUAAAAAACACGAUGUCGUGUCGUGUCGUGUUCGUGUCCAAAAUUCGACACGAUUUAGUGGUUCUUUAUCGUGUUUGUCGUGU